AUGAAAGUCAAAGCCUCGGGAGACUUGCGAAAUGUAGUGAAAACCAUUGCAGACCUCCCCGAUUCCUUUCAACAAAAGCUUCAUGUGUCAAUCAAUGACCGAGAUCAUGUGGUUGUUGUAAGGAAUGUUAUUUUGCUUCUUCUAGCGCUCGAUGCGACUAGUGCAGCUUCCCCCAAGGCAGGCAAUGUCCAGGAUAUCUCUGAAGUUUUGAUUCAUCUCUGGUAUUCCUCUUUUAUCCCAGAAAGAGUACUUGAUCAUUUACAAAAGAGAGUUAUACCCCUCAUUAGCGAUGCUUAUGACAAGGCCUCGACUUUGCGGCCUGGCGCGUUGAUGAGCAAGAUGUGGCAUUUCCCAUCCCAAAAGAGUUUGCGUGUUGAACUUAGACGAGAGGAGUGGCUUAAAGUCAAAGAAUUUUGUGAAGUUCUCAAGACACUAACCUACGAAAAAGCUAGGGCCACUCGUCUCUCCGUGACUCUUGCACCUCAAAGAACGGACUAUCGCGAAAGGUGGCAUUUCAAAGAGCUGUCACCUCCGAUACGCGUCGCAAGGCAACGUUUUCAGGAGGAUGGCUUGCUUUUGCCGUUCGGGCACCCCCGAAUAGGAUUUCAUAUUCCGAACCCAACUAUAUUUUAUAAUGGGACGGCUUGGCCCAUGGAUGACAAGGCAGAUCCUUUAACAGGAUGGUCUAUCCAGGAAGUUUAUGGUACAAAGACCAGUGCAACUGCAGAUGUGUAUGGUAAGCUCUUUGUGCAUCUUCGAAAGGUGAUGAAGAAGUUUCUCGACCGGCUUGCUAUUAUGAAUGUCGAUUUUGAAAUGGUCAAUAUUGAUGCAAAAGAGCUUCCGCUGCAUCUUCCGAAGGAUCAUUAUACGCGGAUUGAGGUUUCCAACAUUUCUGACGCUGGCUACCUCGGGAUACGGGCGACACUUCAAGCAUUGACACCGCUUCUGCAGCCGCCCAAGAGGAAUCCAAAUGCCACGCUCAUCACAUUGUUUCUCAAUGCAGUGAUGGAGAUUUCGAAAGCGAGUGGCGAAGAGGAUUCCAUGUCAAAUAUGGGUCUGCUUAUGGAAUAUUUGCCCAGACCAGACUGGAUUUCACUUGCAAAGCCGCAAGGCGCAGAUAUGAUGAGAAUAUGGGACUCACGAGCCUUGGUAAUGGAUGUCAAAAAACAUUUCCAGAAGUACAUGGAGAUUCACGGAUUCAAUCGAGUCGCCGCCGACUUGAAGGUCGUGUUCAAAUCGCGCAAUACCAUCAUUGAAGAAUGGCCAACGCAGUUGAAGCUACAACUGGGGCAAAAAGGUGCCGAGGAGGAGUUCCGCAAUCUGUUAGGGUCGGACUUUUCUGGCCUUGAGCACUAUGUUGAAUGGAGGAGGACGGUGUAA
Penicillium vulpinum is the source of this 1380-nucleotide messenger RNA. Its product is annotated as DUF4470 domain-containing protein. The record is from RefSeq and is a predicted model, not a curated record. Lineage: Eukaryota; Fungi; Ascomycota; Eurotiomycetes; Eurotiales; Aspergillaceae. The transcript has 4 exons. Bases 1 to 1380 code for a protein of 459 amino acids.